UUUUUUUCCUCUCGCUCUCUCUCUCUCAUUUUUUUUUUCUUUUCCCUUUCCCUUUCCCUUUCCCACCACACUUCAACACCACAAUGAUGUUUUGCGGGCUUCAUUCCGGCAGUCCUUGAUUGGGAACUUGCCAAAAGGGAACGCGACCUUGACGCUCAUGCAGCGUCGGCCGUUACCCCUCGACCCCUCUUCUUCCAUCGUUUGUUCCGAGGAGUUAGCUUCCAUUGGGUUUCGCCUGGCGAUCCCAUGACCUGCUGCUCCAGGUCUUGGCCAAAGGCGGCAAUGGUCGGCUUUACCUCCGGGUAAUCACAACCACCUUCCUGUCGUCCGCCAGCAUCACCUGCGCGCCUGGCUGGUCACGGUGAACAUGCCUACCUACGCCGCCGAACAAGACUACGAUCGUAUGGUCAAUCCUUCAACGAUCGUGUUUCUGCGCACAACCGUUCUUCAUCGAAGCGCAAUACGCACUCUUUUUUACAAAUUACCAUGAAGGCAAACACGCGGUUGUGCAAGCAGCUGCUUGCUCAACGCCGAACUUUCUCGUCCACCGUGCGCCGGUUGGAUAACUACGCCUUCAUUGGCCUAGGCCAGAUGGGCUAUCAGAUGGCUAGAAACCUACAAUCCAAGCUUCCACCAAGCGAUACUAUUCGCCUGUACGACAUCAACCGGGGUGCGGCUGAAAAGCUCGCCCAGGAGAUGUCAGUACAGCAAGCCGGAGGAGCUUCCACUCACGUGGCGGACAGUGCAGCCGAUGCGUCGAGAGAAGCGGACACGGUUGUAACAUGCUUGCCCGAACCUCAGCAUGUCAAGGCAACAUACGAGUCGAUCCUUAAGGAUGAGCUACCUCCCCGUCCUGGUCCUCGUCUGUUCAUUGACUGCUCGACCAUCGACCCCACGUCCUCGCGUGAGGUUGCGGCCGCGGUAGACAAGGCUCUCCCUAACGGACAGGGUCACUUUGUCGAUGCCCCCAUGUCAGGCGGUGUCGUCGGAGCUACCGCUGGUACAUUGACGUUUAUGCUUGGUGCCCCUGACUCCCUUGUCGCGAGGUCUGAAAUCGUCCUGCAGCGCAUGGGCAAGCGGGUGUUGCACUGCGGUCCUCAGGGAGCGGGUCUGGCGGCGAAGCUUGCCAACAAUUACCUGCUAGCAAUUGAGAAUAUUGCUACUGCGGAGGCUAUGAACCUCGGUGCCCGAUGGGGCCUUGAUCCGAAGGUGCUCGCCAGCGUAAUAAAUGUCAGUACUGGAAAGUGCUGGCCUAGUGAAGUCAACAACCCUGUGCCAGGCGUCGUAAAGACUGCCCCGGCGAAUCGCGACUACCAAGGCGGUUUUGGAAUAGGACUGAUGCGCAAGGACCUGAGGCUGGCCAUCCUGGCAGCCAAGGAAGCCGAUGCUAAGCUUGUGCUAGCAGACAAGGCCUCGGAAGUGUACGAGACUGCCGAGUCUGAAGAGCGAUGCAAGGGCAGAGACUUUUCGGUUGUCUACCGGUGGUUGGGCGGAAAGGAGUAGAUACUAGAGAAUACUAAUACCGUCUGACUCUA
This is a messenger RNA of Neurospora hispaniola, 1535 nucleotides long. RefSeq names its product putative 3-hydroxyisobutyrate dehydrogenase G6G8.5. The record is from RefSeq and is a predicted model, not a curated record. Gene Ontology annotation, biological process: L-valine catabolic process. Lineage: Eukaryota; Fungi; Ascomycota; Sordariomycetes; Sordariales; Sordariaceae. The transcript has 3 exons. Gene Ontology annotation, cellular component: mitochondrion. Gene Ontology annotation, molecular function: NAD binding; 3-hydroxyisobutyrate dehydrogenase activity; NADP binding. The coding region runs from base 487 to 1503 and encodes 338 amino acids.